UGUGUUUCAGCAUGUUUCUCUUUGGGUUUAUCUUAUAUGGGACUCUCUAUGCUUCCUGGACUUGGGUGACUGUUUCUUUUCCCAUGUUUGGGAAGUUUUCGACUGUAAUCUCUUCAAAUAUUUUCUCAGAACCUUUCUUUUUCUCUUCUUCUUCUGGGAUCCCUAUAUUUCGAAUGUUUGUGAAUUUAAUGUUGUCCCAGAGAUCUCUGAGACUCUCCUCAAUUCUUUUCAUUCUUUUUUCUUUUUUGUGCUCCCUGGCAGUUAUUUCCACCAUUUUAUCUUCCAGCUCACUUAUCUGUUCUUCUGCCUCAUUUAUUCUCUUACUCAUUCCUUCUAGAGUAUUUUUAAUUUCAGUAAUUGUGUUUUUCAUUACUGUUUGUUUGCUCUUUACUUCUUCUAGAUCCUUGUUAAAUGUUUCUUGUAUUUUCUCCAUUGUGUUUCUGAGAUUUUGGAUCAUCUUUACUAUCAUCACUCUGAAUUCAUUUUCAGGUAGGUUGCCUAUUUUGUCUUCAUUUAUUUGGUCUUGUAGGUUUUUACCUUGCUUCUUCAUCUGUAAUGUAUUUAUUUGUCAUUUCAUUUUUUUUGUUCUCUUGAUGGGUGGUGCUGUAUUCCUGUGUUACUGGUUGUUUGGCCUGAGGCAUCCAGCACUGGAGUUUGCAGGCAGUUGGGUAGAGCUGGGUCUUGGUGCUGAGAUGAGGACCUCCGGGAGGCCUCACUACGAUUGAUAUUCCCUGGGGUCUGAGGUUCUCUGUUAGUCUAGCAGUUUGGACUCAGAGCUCCCACCACAGGAGCAUGGGCCUGACCUCUGGCCUGGGGACCAAGAUCCCACAAGCCAGUCGCUGGGGGUUCUUCCCAUCCCCUUAGGUGUCCACGGUCCCUCACUGGUGCCUCGUAAGUGCCCUAGAUGUGAGGAGACGCGAAUUCCGUAUCCUCCUAGUAUGCCAUCUUGACUCCGCCCCAUCCUUACUAUCUUACUCUACUUUGAAUUAAUAGCAUAUCACUUCAUGUUCAACAUAAGAACUUUGCAAAAGUACUUCACAGAAAACACAGUGUCAUUUACUUUUUUAUUGCCUUUUGUGUUAUUAUAUUUAUUACUUCUACAUCUAUUAAAUUUCUACCAUUCAUUGAUAUUGUUUUCACUUUAGUCAGUAGUCUUUUUUUUCUUUUUUUUUCUUCUGGCCACACCACGCAGCAUGUGGGGUCUUAGUUCCCUGGCCAGGGAUCAAACCUGUGCCUCCUGCAGUGGAAGUGCAGAGUUUUAACCACUGGACUGCCAGGGAAGUCCCCUACUCAGUAGCCUCUUAAAUAAAUUUUAAGAAUAUUCUUUUAUGUUAGCAAUAUAUUUGCCAUCUCCAGUGCUCUUCAUUCCUUCCCACAGAUCCAGGAUUCAGCUUGUAAUCAUAUCCCUCCAGCCUAAAGUACUUCAUUUAAUAUUUUUUGUACUGUGGGUCUACUGGUAACAAAUACUUUCAGUUUUUGUUUGUCUUUAUUUUGCCUUCAUCUUUUUUUUUGGCCGUGUUGGGUCUUCGUUGCUGCAUGCGGGCUUUCACUAGUUACGGCAAGCAAGGGCUACUCUUUGUUGCAGUGCACGGGCUUCUCAUUGCAGUGGCUUCUCUUGUUGCAGAGCAUGGGCUGUAGGCGCACGGGCUCAGUAGUUGUGGCAGGCAGGCCCUAGAGUGCACGGGCUUCAGUAGUUGCAGCUCGCGGACUCUAGGGCAUGUGGGCUUCAUUAGUUGUAGCUCAUGGGCUCUAGAGCGCAGCCUUAGUAGUUGUGGCGCACGGCCUUAGUUGCUCCAUGGACAUGGGAUCUUCCUGGACCAGGGAUCAAACCCAUGUCCCCUGUAUUGGCAGGCAGAUUCUUAACCACUUCGCCACCAGGGAAGUCCCUGCCUUCACUUUUUAAGGAUAUUUUUGCUGGGUAUAGGAUUCUGUAUUUUUUCUUUCAGCAUGUCAAGGACAUCAUUCCAUUUUCUUUUGGCUUCCACUGUUAAUGAUAAGUCAGUUUUGAUUCUUCUUGUUUUUCUGCAUAUAAGGUGUUUUUUGCUCGACUGCUUUUAACUUUUUUCUUUAAUUUUCAACAAUUGACUAAGGUGUGCCUAGGUGGGAUCUUCUUUGUACUUAUGCAACUUAUGGUUCACUGAACUUCUUGGAUCUGUCGGUUUAUGUCUUUCAUAGAUUUUGGAAAAUUUUCAGCCAUAUCUCCUUAAAUUAUCCUUCUAUAUUAUUCUCUUUCUCCUCUCCUUCUGGGAUUCUAGUUACAUGUAUUUCAGAUUAGUUUGAUAUUGUUUCACAGGUAUAUGAUGCUCUGUUAUUUUCAUUUUUUUCCCCUCUGUUUCAUUUUGGAUUAUUUCUAUUGACCUAUCUUUAAAUUCACUGACCUCUUCUUGUGCUGUGUCCAAUCUGAUGUUAAACCCAUCUAAUGAAUUCUUUAUUUCAGAUUUGGUAUUUUUCAGUUCUAGAAUUUCUACUGUGUUCUUUUUUAUAGUUUCCAUUUCUCUGCUAAAAUUCCCUUUCUGUUCACCCAUUUUGUCCAUCUUUUCACUGAAUUCUUUAAUCAAUUUAUAAUUCCCGCACCUGGGUCAUCUGUAGAUCUGCUUCAAAUGACUUUUUUUUAAGUUUUUAAUUUUUAAAAAGUUUUUAUAUUUAAAUUUUUUAUUGAACUAUAGUUUCUCUACAAUAUUAUCUUAAUUUCAGGUGUACAGUAUAGUGAUUCAGUAUUUUUACAGAUUAUACUCCACUAAAAGUUAUUAAAAGAUAAUGGCUAUAAUUCCUUGUGCUAUUCAGAUGACUUUGCAUGUUUGACAUUGUGUUUAAAAGAAUGGUAGACACUGAAGUAGAUAAUGUUUUUUUCCCAGAGAGAACACACAAUUUUCUUUGUCUGCUAGCUAGGAUAAGGGGCAGAUCAUUUCAGUCCAACUAGGGGUUAUGCUGGGAUUGUAAUGAGUUGUAGUUUUAUUUAAAUUGUUUCAGUUUACCUCUGAUUUCACAUAUUUGAGAGUGAGAUCAGUUCUUUCCUUCAUCAGGGCUUUGGGAUCUAAGUACCCAAGACCAUAGAAAUCUUUCUUUGCUUUUUAGCUCACACCCAGUUUCCUGUGAAACUCCACUUAGGGGUUGAUUUCCUUGAUCUGAUUAAGAGUUGAGCUGGGUGGGGGCUGGGUUACUUAGUUGCACUUCAACUCUGCUAUACAUAACAACAUGGAUAAAUCUCAAACACAUAAUGAUGAGUGAAAGAAGCCAGAUACAAAUGAGUACAAACUGUAUUAUUUCCAUGUACAUGAAGUUCAGGUGAAAUUAAUCUGUAGAUUAGAAAUAAGAACCACGCUACCUUUGGGAAGGAGAGAGGGGUAGUGACUAGGAGGGGUCGUAAGAAGGGCUUGUCUCAAAUGCUGGUGAUGUUCUGUCUCUUUACUUGGGUGGUGGUUACCUGGGUGUGUUUACUUUGUGAAAAUCUAUUGUACCAUAUACUUAUGAUUUGUGUUCUUUUCUCUAUGUGUGUUAUAGUUCAAAAACAAAAAAGAAAGUGUGUAUGGUGGGGGAGGAGCUCUUGCACAAAAAAACAAAGUUAAAAAGAAAAAUCAAGCUAUAGAAUAGAAGAUAUUUGCAAUGCUAUAACAAAGGACUUGUAUACAGGUUAUUUUGUUUUAAAUUUUUCUACAAAUCAAAAAGAAAAGGACAGAAGGAGAAAAAGCAACCCAAUAGAAAAUGAGCAAAGGAUAAGAAAAAGCAAAUAAGAGAAGAAGAGGCCUGAAUAGCCCAUAAACAUGAAAAGAUACAGCUUUCCCCAUCACUUUGCAUCUAUAUUUUGGUUUGUGCCUUAUCACCAGUAGAUCAAGGAGAAGGGUUAAAUACUUUAAGAUGAGAAACAUUGAUGUUUGUUUGAGCUCUGAAGGGACUGAAGUGAUUUUAGCUACAUCAAGUGAUGAAAAACACCCACCUGAAAAUAUAAUUGAUGGAAAUCCAGAAACAUUUUGGACCACCACAGGAAUGUUUCCCCAAGAGUUCAUUAUUUGUUUUCACAAACAUGUAAGGAUUGAAAGGCUUUUAAUCCAGAGUUACUUUGUACGGACCUUGAGGAUUGAAAAGAGCACUUCUAAAGAGCCAGUUGAUUUUGAGCAGUGGAUUGAAAGAGAUCUGGUACAUACAGAGGGGCAGCUUCAAAAUGAAGAAAUUAUGGUACAUGAUGGCCACGCCACUUACUUGAGAUUCAUUAUUGUAUCAGCCUUUGAUCAUUUUGCAUCUGUGCAUAGUGUUUCUGCAGAGGGAAUAGCAGUCUCAAAUCUUUCUUAAUAAUUAUAACAAAAUACUCUUGCACUAUUUUUUAACAAUAUAUUUAUUUAAACAUGAAGUUGUUAUUAUUAAAGGUAUUUGUAUCAAUCUG
This is a messenger RNA of Globicephala melas (long-finned pilot whale), 4378 nucleotides long. It is a transcript of the gene IFT25, whose product is annotated as intraflagellar transport 25. Gene Ontology annotation, cellular component: centrosome; cilium; intraciliary transport particle B. Gene Ontology annotation, biological process: intraciliary transport. Lineage: Eukaryota; Metazoa; Chordata; Mammalia; Artiodactyla; Delphinidae. The record is from RefSeq and is a predicted model, not a curated record.